Messenger RNA from Tetranychus urticae (two-spotted spider mite), 630 nucleotides. The record is from RefSeq and is a predicted model, not a curated record. NCBI's taxonomy places the organism in Eukaryota, Metazoa, Arthropoda, Arachnida, Trombidiformes, Tetranychidae.
AUGGCAAAUUCAGAUGAUGGAGAAAAAAACCAGAUAUCACAGGAAAAUGGUGCAACCAAAACUAAGAUACCUGGUGAUUUAGGGUGGCAAUCAUCUCAUCGUAAACUUCCGAAGCCUACUUUUUUGGAUCUCAAGCGCGUAAAUCAUGCAGAUUUUCUACAAACACCUGAUUUAAACAAAGUAAUCAUCUCCAGUCCACAAUUAGAUUCAAUGGUUGCUCAAUUUCCUCCAACAAUACCUAAUCUAACCCCUGCUCUCGAAGUCUUACCCACUAUGGAAAGUAGUAACCACAGUAAUAAUACCGACAGUAGUGACAAUAACAAUAAUAUUUCAUCUAAUGAUACCAUCAAUAAUAUUAGCAACAACAGCAACAGCAAUGGAUCUACGUUACCUGAUGAAGACAAGUUGAAAUUGGAAAGAAAACGAGAGAGGAAUCGUCAAGCAGCAGCCAAGUGCCGUAACAAAAAGAUUCAAAAAAUUACCGAACUUGAAGCCAAAAAAGCUCAACUAAUUAAACAAAAGGAAACUUUAACGGAGAAUAUCAAAAAAUACCAAGACGAAAUCGACACUCUCCAAAGACUCCUUGUAGAAAGGAUCAAAAACUCCGGUGUUAUAGAUUUAACCUACUGA